Messenger RNA from Empidonax traillii (willow flycatcher), 1424 nucleotides. RefSeq names its product platelet derived growth factor subunit B (gene PDGFB). The coding region runs from base 378 to 1199 and encodes 273 amino acids. Gene Ontology annotation, cellular component: membrane. The transcript is spliced from 7 exons. NCBI's taxonomy places the organism in Eukaryota, Metazoa, Chordata, Aves, Passeriformes, Tyrannidae. Gene Ontology annotation, molecular function: growth factor activity; platelet-derived growth factor receptor binding. The record is from RefSeq and is a predicted model, not a curated record. Gene Ontology annotation, biological process: positive regulation of phosphatidylinositol 3-kinase/protein kinase B signal transduction; positive regulation of ERK1 and ERK2 cascade; positive regulation of cell migration.
UUCUGUUACUAUCAUCUUUUUCUAAGAACAUUGAGACAUUGUUACCUGCAUGUAAAAGCUUUUACAUAUAUAUAUUUUUUAAAAAAGGAAGAAUACCAAGAGGAAGAAUAGCAUGUGGACCACCUAGCCAAGGCACCACUGAAGCAUCCCUUGCGGCAAGGGGGACGUAGACUCUGGAUGUGUAUAAUUCCGAGGGACUGCAUUUUUUUCCAGCCGGGCUUAUGAGAUAGCGCAGAGGCAGGCGAGUCACCGAGAAUUACUUCUGUCUCCCCUCACCACCACCACUACCACCACCUCCACGUCCUCUUCCAGAGGGCUCCUGCGAUUCUCCCACCGCAGCCCGGCUUGGAGGGACAUGGGAACUCGCGGCGCCUUCGAUGCCUGAGGCCGGGCGGCCGCGGGGCUGUCUGCGGGAAGCGCUUCCCUGCCGGGGCUCGCCGUCCAUGUGCCCGCAGCCGGCGGGGCCUGGAGUCGGGAUGAAUUUCGGCGUGGUCUUCGCGUUCAUUCUCUCCCUGCCCCUGGCCCGCAUGGAGGGGGACCCCAUACCUGAAGACAUUUACGAGAUUUUGGGUGGCAGAUCAGUGCGCUCCAUCAGUGACCUCCAGCGUGCCCUGCGGAUAGACUCCGUAGAGCAGGAUAGCUCGAGCCUGAGCCUGAAUGCAACUCAGCCUGGUCAAAACCCUGUGGCCCUGUCUCGAGAGCGACGAAGCCUAGAUGCCCUGGCAGCAGCAGAGACAGCUGUCCUUGCGGAGUGCAAGACGCGGGAGGUGGUCUUUGAAAUCUCCCGCAACAUGGUGGACAGCACCAAUGCCAACUUUGUGGUGUGGCCGCCCUGUGUGGAGGUGCAGCGCUGCUCCGGGUGCUGCAACAACCGCAACGUGCAGUGUCGCCCCACACAGAUCCGUGUCCGGCACGUCCAGGUGAACAAGAUCGAAUUUGUCCAGAGGAAGCCAAAAUUCAAAAAAGUUGUUGUGCCUUUGGAGGACCAUGUGCAGUGUCGGUGUGAAGCUGUGUUCCGACCGCCUCCCAGGAACAUCCGUCCAGGGCCACGUGAACAGAGACGCUUGUCACCAUCGUUCACCACAGCCGCUGUCUCUCAGAGGCAGCGAGUACGCCGGCCGCCGGCACAGAAGAGGAAACAUAAGAAGUACAAGCAUGUCAACGAUAAGAAAGUGCUGAAAGAAAUCCUCAUAGCAUAGAAGUGCUGGCAGGGGAGACAGAGCACAAGGUUUAUUUAAUAUAUUUGCUGUAUUGCCCCCAUGGGGUCGUUGGAGUGAUAACUUUUCCUCUUUGUCCAUCUGCCUCGACGUCUGAUUCAGACGGCAAUUGGUGCUUCCCUUUCCAUCAGUGGACCUUCUCCCCCCAAAGCCUCCCUUCUUUCAUUUAUUAGCAUAAUUUUAAAGUUUUACACACACACACACACA